AUGGCCGGAACAAAUUUACCCAGAGUGCCGGAAGGUCUGCGGGAUCUAAUGAAAGCCUAUACCAAGGAAGUGCUACGUGAAAAACCAACGAAUCUAUAUGAAUUUUCUUCUGAUUACUUUGAACGCAUUGCGGCCGACAGAAUGCCGCAGAAGGUGCAAAAGUACGAGCCACCUCAAAGUUAUGAAAUCAUCAUGAAAAAUCGCAUACGACAACAAGUCCCGAUUUCACUUGUCUUUAACAUUAUCCCCGAUAAUCUCACGGAUUUGAUUAAGAAGUUUAUCAAAGCAGUUCUUCGAGAAAAACCUGAUAAUUUACUUUCUUUUGCUGUGGAAUAUUUCCAAAGGCUACGCAAUGCUCACUCGCCACGCAUGGAGUACACGAAGUACUCGGCCUAUGAGAAAUUUGUGGAUGAGAAGGGAAGCGCCGCUCUCGUCUCAAAGGAGAAGUGUACUUGCGGUCGUAUACUUAACGCCAAAGCUGACGAAGUGGAAAGCGAGAAGAAAGAGCAAUCAACUGUGACACAUAGUGUUCAAUAUUUGAGCGCAGUUUGUAUUAUACAAAAAUAUAUGCGAAAAUAUUUGAAGGAAAAGCGCGAGAAGUCCAUCAAGAAGUCAGUUAGCACUGUGUCCACAGAUCGAUGCAGUAGUGAGGCUUAUAUGAAUGCCAUAUUUAUAAUACAAAGACAAUUUCGACGGUAUUUAGCUAAGAAGCGAGUCGAAAAGGUAAAGGAAAAGUCUGAGUCGAAGGAGAAUCGAUAUGAUUCGGUUGAAUACAUGAAUGCUAUUCGUAUUAUACAGCGAUACUGUCGGCGAUAUUUGCGUAAUAGGAGAACGACGAAAGCACGACCCUUAAAUAGCCAUAAAACCCCUUCCACGGACAGUAUGCUUUCUCUUACGACAGCAGCAUUUAUUAUUCAGAGAGCAUUUCGAAAUAUGGUCAAGACACGGAGGGCCAAAAGACACAUAAAUGCCGAACUCGACCAAGGCGACGAGGUCAAUGAUAAUGCCUCCGAGGCAGCCUCAUAUACCUCCGCCUCUACCGCUCUCCUCUCCACCGAGUCCACCUGUGAGCAUGCUGAGUUUGGCGGUGUCAAUUAUGAGGAGGGUGUCCAUCAGCAGACCAUUCAAGAAGAUGAGGAAGUUGAAAAUGACAAUACCAACAACCUUCAAAACGCAUAUAAAACUGAAGCAAUUAAAUCGAAAGGAAAAUCGAUAAGUUCGGAUGGUAAUGAGUUAACCUUGGAUGAAAUAAAUGAUGAAAUGAACAAAAGAAAGGAAAAACGAUUCUACGCACAAAAGAGUCGCAGGGAUAUUCAUCAUGAUUCUAGUAUUGACAAAGAAAUGGCAACUAGAGCUAAUUCAAUGGACUCGCCUAGAGAAAAAGUCAACAAGAGCUAUAGCUCAACAGAAAAUAUCAUAAAGAAUAUAAUGAGAGCCGACUCUUUGACAUCUGCUGAAGGCCAACCAAAAGCAUCUGGAAAGAAAAGUAUUUCUCACACAGAAAGCAUAGAAGUUGUUCCUAAGACUCAAAAAACUGAUAGCAUAGAACCUUCAGAAACUGUUUCAGCUGUCGCAAAAGCGGAGAAUGAAGAAAAAUCUACCACAGCCUUAGAUGGUGAAGAUGACAAAGUUAUUGAUAAUAACCUAGAGCAAUCUGGCGGAGAAAGUCUUUCUCCAAUUGAUAGCUUAAACACUGUUGCCCAGUCUCAUAGUGCAGAUAGUGCCGACUCGGUAAUCUCAAAUCAAUUACAAAGUUCUGAUGAUAUAAAUAAGAGUACUCCUCAAGUGGAAAGUUCUGAAGAAGCAGCUCUGCCUAAUAAAACAGCAGACUCCGUAACCUCUACUCAAUCCGCUGAUCUCUCAAAUAUAGAAGAAUCAAAAGAGAAGAAGAGUUCUUCUCAAGAUGAAAACUUGCAAGCAGCUGCUCCCGCUCAGGAUAAUCCUGAGUCUGAAGCAUCGACACAACCCAGUCGAGAAGAAGCUACUGAAAAAUCGAUUGAAAGAAGUAUCUCCCUAGCAAAAAGCUUAGAAAUAGCUGCUGGGCCUACUGAAGCAGGCAAAAAUAUUAUAAAUCCAGAACAAUCUGUUGAGAAAAGUUCUUUAGAUGACGAGGUUGCCGAAAAAACUGUUCUAUCUGGUGAAGUUUCAAUUGCAACUGAAGAAGUAGUAGAUGAAGAUGAAGGAAAAUUAACUAAAUCUAUCAAUAAAAGUAGUUUUAAAGCUGAUAGUAUUGAAAUUGCCGCGCCUAAGCCUGAAAGCGUAGAACACUCUGAGACCUCAACUUCAGUUAAUGAAAAGAAAGAUACAGAAGUCUCCACUCAAAGAAAUGCUUCACAAACAAAGAGUUUAGAAACUAAUUCUUCAUCUGAUAAACUUGCAACUUUUGAAUCCAAGGAGGAUAAUAAUGAAAGUCCAAUUGAAAAGCCAAUUGAGAAAACUAUUUCCCAAUCACAAAGCCUUGAAACUGUUCCUAAAUCUGAUAAAUAUGAAAGUGCACCACAGUCACAAAAGACCUCGGUUGAAGAUGUUAUUGACAAAGAUGAAAAUGCACUGUCAAAUCAAAUUGAUUCUCCAAUUCAAUCUGUAGAUGAGCAACAGGCCACUUCAGAUAAGUUAUCACAAUCAUCAGAUAAAAACAAAUCUACAGAAAGCGAACUUACAGAUAAGGAUAGUGAUUUAGUUGAGGUAGCAACUGCCAAUCUAAGCACAGAAAAACCAGCAUCAGCUGAUGAAAAAUCUAAGAAGAGCUCGUCAACUGAAUCUACGGAGAGUAAUAAAGCUGCAGAUGCUUUAUUGGUGGACAAUGCAGAAAUCGCUGGAAGUCCCCAUUCAGAAAACGAUUAUUCAGUAGAAGUAAAUAGUCUUCAGUCAGUGUUAAACACCAUGAAGGAGAAAUAUAAUCAAGAUGAGUCAAUCUUGAGUGGUAAAACUUCACCAACUGAAGAAAGUACACAAUUGCAAACUGCUGCUGAUCCCAACUUAGAAUCUACUACGACUAUAGAGAAAAAACAAGAACAUGAAUCUACUAAGCAAUCCACUGCUGAAGCAGAAAGUGUUGAGACCAAAUCAAUAAUUAGUACUGCGGAGAGUUUAGGCGAAAAUGAUGAUACUAAACCAGACGUAGCAAAUACAAAAGAUAAUUAUCAAAAUGAGGAUACGCUAAGUGACAUUGGAAAAUCAAUUAUAAUUCACAGUGUACUUCCUGGUGAAGAUGAUUAUGUCUUACCGCUUUCGUCCGAUGCUACAUUACCUUCGGAAACUAUCAAUAAUACAACUGAAAAUGCUCCUGAUAAUACAGAGAAGAUAGAAAAUAACAAAAGCGUCGAUAAAUCGAAUGAAGAUGAAGAACAAUCAAAAUUGAAAACUGGAGAAAAUCAAGAAAGCUUAAGCGAAGCUUCUACAAAUAAUCGAAGCAUUGAUAAAGUCGAGGAGCCAAUAAUAAAUGAAACUAUAAAGAAAAUAGAUUCACAACAACUAGAAAGCCCGCCAUCAGGUUCAGCCAACAUAUCAAAGGAGGAAAGUAUUGACAGUAGUGUGAAAGAAAAGAAAAUAUUGAACCAGGAAACAGGAGAGACAGAAUUGGAUGAUGGCAGCUCAAACAGCAAAACUAAGAUUCCCAGCAAACAAUCAUCAGAUAGUAUUCAAAAGCUUGUCGAUCCAUCAGAGAAUAUGGUAACCACAUUAAAUGAAGUUUCAAUUGCAACUGAAGAAGUAGUAGAUGAAAAUGAAGGAAAAUUAACUAAAUCUAUCAAUAAAAGUAGUUCUCAAUCUGAUGGUACUGAAAUUGCCGCGCCUAAGCCAGCUUUAACUGACGACUGUGAAUUGCUAGACCGAACCAAAUGUUCAGUAGAAAAUAUCAAUGAAAACAUUAAACAAGUACCACAAGAAGCAUCCUCAGAUAAAUCUGAAAUUAUUCGAAGAUCAGAAAGCUUAAAUUCAAAAGGAUCGUUGUCUGAAAUACAAGGAAGUGCGGAUGCUGUUAUUGAGAGCAUUGAUAAGAGCUCAGAAAACAAAUCUUUUGAAGCUAAGGAGGAAGAUAUGUCAGUUACUAAAAAUAUUGUAGAAGAAUCUAUACCUAAAGAAGAAUCUAUGGAGGAAAGAAAAGUUCUUCAACAAGCCAAGUCAAUACCGAAAAUAUCUGUUGAACUGUCGAUGGAUGAAAAUGAUGAAAUUGAGAAUGCUGAAAGUACCGUGGACGUUAAUAAAGAUACAAUUGUAUCUGCAGACUUAACUCAGGAUAUCAUUAAGAACACUGAUGAAGAUACAAAUGAUACUAAAACGAAGUUAGCUAAUGAAUCAUCAAAUAAGAAAGUUAAUGAAACAGAAGAUGCGAGUCAACCAACUCUGUCUGAAGAACCUAGUCAAAUAAGUUUGGACAAUAUAAAAUCAGCUCAAUCAGAAGAUAAUGUAAAAACUCCAUCUGAGGAAGAUGGAAAACUUUCUUCAACAUCAUCUGGUGGUGUGAAACCAACUAUAAAAUCAGCGUUAUCCGAAGAAGCUGAGGAAAAAAUUAAAGAGAUCAUCCAGUUGACUUUGUUAGAAGAAGCUGAAAGAAAAGCUAAAGAUAGUGCUGAAAUAAAAGCAUCUCAAGAAGCUGCGGAAAGUAAAGUUCAAGAUACUAAAUCAUCUUCAUCAGAUGAUAAAAUCACAACUAAACCAGCUAAAGAUAGUAGUAAAAUUGUUUUAUCUGAAGAUAUUGCUACAAAUCCUGACAUUGAUAUAAGUUCUGACGAAAAGCUAAAGAGAAAAGCAUCUGAAGAAGUUCAGGAAAAGAUUGAUGACAAUAUUAAAACAACUGAAGUAGCCGAAAAGCCUUUAUUAACGCCUAGUGAUGUUACAACUGAAGAUGAUUUAACUGCAAAAGAGGAUAAGCAAAUAAGCUUAGAGUCCACAAAAAGCAAAUCUAUUGGAAGUGAAGAGUCAAAUCCUUCUAAGGAAUUAGAAUCCCAAAUUAUAGCUGGGGAUGUGAAGUCGCAAACUUUUGUAAAGGAAACUCAAUUAUCAACAGAAGACUCGAAAGCAAAUAAAUCUCUAGAGGAACCUCAAACAAAUACAGACGACUCGAAAGCAAAAGUAUCUAUUGAAGAACCUCAAAUAUCAACAGAAGACUCAAAGGCACAAAAGCCAAUUGAUCCAUCUCAAGAAGAAGAUAAAAUAGUUCUAAGUAAAGAUGCAAUGGAAUCAGAGGAUAAGAAAACUCAAGGCGCUGUUGAAUUGGCAGAUGAAAAAGCUCAACCCAAUAAAGCAAAUGAAGUGAAGUCGGAAACUCAAAAUUCUGAACAGAACAAAUCUUCAUUGCAUUUGAGUCAUCAAUCAAUUGACACACAAAACAAAAAAAUGCCAAUCGUAAAAGACAAACAUUUAACAAGUUCCUCCUCAUCGGGUCGAUUGACAAACGCUCCAGUUGCCGAGCUGCAGCUCAAAUCAUUCAAGACAGCUCCCGAUGCGGGCAAUUGGUACGAUGUUCACAAUGAGCCUCUCGAAGAUAUUCAAGCUAGUGGAAAUUCAGCAAAAGAUAUAACAAGAUCCGAUGACAUCUAUGUUGAUAAUGCGAGACAGUUGAGAAGUCCAUCGGUGGAUGUCUCAGAGCGGAGACCAAAUUAUGUAUUUGGAGAGCCACCAACAUCACCAGAGGCCGUAAAACCAAAACAAUCAGUGGCAUUUUUCAUUUCAUUUGAUGGAGAUGAUGGAAAAGCUACUUUUAAAAUACCCAAACGAUUUUUAAAACAAGAUGAAUCUAGCAAUAAGAUAGACAAGAAACAACCUAAGCAAGAUGAUGAGGAAGAGUUAAGCAUGGAGCCAGUAAUAACAGCUGAAGACUUUAUAGAAUCUGAUUCUGACAUUGGCUAUCAGCAAUACGGCAUGCAAAAGUUGCAAACGAUACACGAACUUAAUGAAAAUGAAUCUAGCAAUGAACUUAGAAGUUUAUUGGAUAAACCAAAUGAGAAUGAACAUGAUGAAGAGGACAUAACUAUUCUGGAACCAGAAGUAAAAAUUAUUAAAGAGAAUCUCGAAGAAGUUAAUGAUGAACUUGUUAAACAAGUUCAGAAUAAGGUUGAGAAUUCAUUAAAAGUAAAUGGAGUUGACGCAGAUGAAAAUAAAUAUGAGAAUAAAGCCGACGAAUCUCAUGAAAAUAAACUCAAAGCCAGUGCCCAAAUUAUACAGAGAGCUUUUAAAAAUUAUCUUGCACGACGUGAAAACGUUACAAAGCAAAGCUCUGUAACUGAUAAGGAAAAUGAAAAGUUAUUAAGACAAACAGAAACAAAGCUAGAUGAAAACUUGGCAGCCACCAGAAUUCAGAAGGCGAUUCGACAAUUCCUAUCAAGAAUUGCAUUAAAAACAAAGGAAACUACAAGUACCAAAGAUCGAAAAUAUACAGGUGAUGAAAUAUUAGCAGCUAUUCGAAUCCAAACCAUGUUCAGAAAUUAUAUGCGACGAAAGAAACUAGCGUACAAUGAUGAUGUUUCCAAGGGCACAUCUGCCACGUCUUUGAUAACAAUAAUUCCCAAUACCCACGAUUCGCAUACACCAGAGAUUUCAAUAAAUGAUGGAGAACUCUCCGAUGACAUGAGCAAUUCCAACUCUGAGGUCAACUCAAGCAAACCCGAAUGGUUUGUGGGUUCACAGCGCAUAUCCGUGGAACCAAGCGAGAGGUCUGUGAGUAAAAGAUCUGAAUCAUCCGAGACUGGCACAAUUGGCAUAACAGAAAUCACAGAUAAUACGCAUUUAGAUACUGAUAUUGGCAAUAUUGUUAACGACUUAAACGCAAGCGAAGUAUUUGCUCAAGAUAAUGGAGCUUCUAAUAAUUCAGCAGGUUCGACAAGGGACAGGGAAUUAGUUGAGGCCUUGGCCAUUGCGGCUUUCGGUGCACUAGAUGCAACCUCAGCUGUAGGUGUAUCAAACCGUCAGAUCUUAAGCGAUUUUCUGAUCAAAGAAGUCGAAUUCUCUUCGAUACUAGAACCUUAUCGAAGUGGUCUAGAGGAAGUCCAUGAGGAGAAAUGCAUCAAGAAAACCGUAUCACGUGAUAAUCUUCUUGAUGAUGAUGAAAUUAAGGAAGAUGCAGCUAACCAAAAAUUCGAUGCUCAAUUAGAUUCCUUGGCUCCAGAUACCAUGGACGAGGCAACUUCAAAGUUGAUGAAACCCGAUGAAGUAAUUGAGAAAAUGUCACAGCGCAGAUCUUCAGAAACUCGCGACAAGCUUAAAGACGAUUUUCUGUUAACAGAACCCGUAUUUGGAGAGCCCAUUAUUCACUCCAUGAACAUGUUGCAGGAACAGAGUUCACUUGAUAUCGAAGAUGGCGAUAUCAUUGUCUACAAUCGACUGCAACGUGACGAGACUCGCGAGAGUUCAGCUCAAAGUGAGUCGGUUGUAUUUGGUAAUGAUAUCGAUGACGAUAAAGAGUUUAAUACUGAUGCUGAAACUGCCCGGACACAAUUAUCCCGACAUUAUACAAUCGCCGGCGAUGAUCCUCGUGCCAUGUUCAGAUCUGUAACAAUUGACGAAACCGUCAGAUACAUUGAAGAUGAUGGCCGUGGUAUGGAUAACAGCAUGAGUUUCUGCUUGGACGAUGAAACCUCUGAGAACAUACGUAAAAAGAUGAUGGCAUAUUCGCUCUCCGAAGGCGACUCUGAUUAUUACGAUCCCAACAAAGUAAUGCCAGACGAUUUCCACAUAGACACUGCCAUGACAGAUGCCAUGGACACGUCUACAGAAACUGAAUCGACUAUUGUCUCGGCUGCCACAAAGAUACAAGCAGGAGCUCGAGGCUUUCUGGCCAGACGUAGAUUGCGUCGUGCCAGUGCUGGCACAAAAUCAUCCACACAGGACACAAAGGCUUCGUUUGGCAAUGAUGCAAUAAGCGAGUCCCUCGAACGCUUCAUAGAGGAAGAAGCUGCUAAAAAGAUUCAAGUUGCAUAUCGUCUGCAUAGUAAAAAGCAGAAGAAACAGACGAACAACGUGAAGAGUGCGAGUUUGGAAAGCAGUUUGGCUGCUAAGCGACAAACUCUGCAACGUGGCGAUGCACUUCGAAAUGAUUCAAACUCAACGCCAGAGGAUGAAAAUAGUAGUAGCACAAGUGCAGCACAACUAUCCAAGGAUGCAGAGUCGAAGUCUAGCAAGAAUAGCAAGGACACAGACACAAAGUCUAGCAAAGAUAGCGAGGAGGCAGAGGCAAAGUCUACCAGAGGUAGCAAGGAGGCUGAGACAAAGUCCAGCAGAGUUAGUGCAACACGUUCAAAAAGAUCGACCGAUUUAACAUUACACUGGCCAGCUGUAAGGCAGAACUCAAUGCCAGUUCAAAUAGAUUGUGAAGUUCUGCGGCCUAUUCCAAAGCACAUGCGAAGACGCAUCAAGAGUGCUGAAAACAACAAAAAGAAGAACCGUAAAUGAGUCUUACAGAAAGUCAUGGAAAUCUACAUUCAAACAUACACGCGUCUGCAAGUCUGCUCCCAAAUCUUUUUUCUCAGUCAUUCUUCAGAAAUAAGUAAAGUGUAGAAUGAAGGUGCAUGCAGAUAUUAUAUUCUUAAUUUUAUAUUUAUAGUCAAAGUACAUACAUUACUAUAUUAUACUCGA
This is a messenger RNA of Drosophila nasuta, 8571 nucleotides long. RefSeq names its product microtubule-associated protein 1B. The transcript is spliced from 9 exons. Gene Ontology annotation, cellular component: spindle pole. The coding region runs from base 1 to 8388 and encodes 2795 amino acids. Lineage: Eukaryota; Metazoa; Arthropoda; Insecta; Diptera; Drosophilidae. Gene Ontology annotation, biological process: spindle organization; establishment of meiotic spindle localization; mitotic cell cycle. Gene Ontology annotation, molecular function: calmodulin binding. The record is from RefSeq and is a predicted model, not a curated record.